Molecule: messenger RNA, 5618 nt
Organism: Oncorhynchus mykiss (rainbow trout)
Lineage: Eukaryota; Metazoa; Chordata; Actinopteri; Salmoniformes; Salmonidae
Gene: ankle1
Product: ankyrin repeat and LEM domain containing 1
Biological process (GO): double-strand break repair via homologous recombination; resolution of meiotic recombination intermediates
Cellular component (GO): cytoplasm; nucleoplasm
Molecular function (GO): DNA endonuclease activity; protein binding
Source: RefSeq, a predicted model, not a curated record
CAUCUAGUCUGCCGGAAACGGACAGGCGGGGUUUAUGAACUUGGAGGGAACUUCAACACAAUAAACCAAGAAAGGAAAUCGAAGAUGAAAUGUGUAUUUAUCAAAAUUGCAAAACAUAAAUAAAUAAACGAAACCGAUCAAUCUCAAUUAAAUUGCAUCCGACGAGCACGAAAACUUGGAUUGCAUGCUUUUAGUUCGGUAGCUAAAGUAAAAGUUUUGAUGACCAGACGAAAUAUUGCAGAAGUACGCGAGUCAUGCAGCAUCGAAGCAAGACCAGUCUGGCAACACAGCUGUGCAAAGCUGUGAAUGACGGAGAACCAAGAACCGUGCAGAUUCUUCUCGCACAAGGAGCAAAUCCCAAUCUUGUCGGAAGUAAAGGUGUUGCUGCUGUGCAUUUGGCAGUUGGCAAAGAGACUGAGAAAAGUAUACGCUGCCUAAAGUUAAUUCUACAACAUGGGGCAGACCCCAACAUCCGGUCUUCGGAUGGCUUGACACCCCUGCACGUAGCAGCGUUAUGGGGUUGCUAUCAGAAUCUCAAACUGCUGUUAAAGAAUGGAGGGAACGCCAACUUAAAGGAUCAGGAAGGGAACAAACCAGGUGAUCUGGCACAACAACAGGACAACCGCAGAUGUGCCCACCUCCUUCAGGAGCACCAGUCUCAGUCCUUGGACACAGAGGAGGAAGAUCUGCCUCAAUUCCAAUACUCUGUUUACAAUGGCCAAGGUGACGCGUCAAGCUACGCUGAGUCCGAAGACUGCAGUGUUCUCUCUCACAGCAUGUCCUUGCUGAGUGACUUCGGGGAGGGCCCACUGAGUAGCACACGUCUGACCUCGUUUUUUGAACUGUCUGCUAUUAGCAACAGGCACAGUUGGAGAAGAGGAUCCCAUUCAGGGGCGUCUGAUUGUAAAUCUAACCCUGAGGUGCGCCACACCAACGAGUGGGACACGGACUCUGACUGGGAGCCUCCGUCAAUGUUAUCCAGCACUCGUAUGUCCGUCGCAGGUCCUAGAGCCGCACUUCCUGUACUUCGGGAGGACGUACCACUCGCUGACUGCAGUGCGCUGCAUCCGUCUGUAACUGGGAACAGACUCUCUCCUCCUCCGUUGGACCUCCUCCCUCCUUGCUUUUCACGACGCACGAGCCGCAAGAGUGUGAGCUUCAGAGAGGAAGUGGACGAAUACUUCCCCGUUUUUAGUUCAGAAUCUCAGAGGCGGGAGCCAGGGGGUCAGGGUACUGCCUACUCUAAAGACUAUACUCUCGACUUCUCGGAAUACUCAGAGUUCCUGGAUCCAGAGCGCAUGGCCACCGUCCUACAUCACCAGGGGAUCGACGUCACCUCCCCUGAACAUGUGUUUGUAUUCUCCAAGGAUAAUAAUGAGUGCACUGAGAUCGACAUGGAAAAAACAUUUGUUGGACACUUCCCAUUUGAGGAAGAGGACGGAGAAGUCGUUGAGACCCAGGUAGAAGAAGUGAAGGUCCCUGAACGAGCAUUAUGUGGCUCUGCUGGCAGCAGCAGCAGUAGCAGCGGCACUAGUCGGUACAGCAGCUGUGAUAGUGACCACUACAUUACGACCCUGGAGGCGUCCCCCAGGCGGGUCUCGCCCUCUGAAGAGGAGCGUAAAGUGAAAAGCAGAGGUGUCGAAGACGACAAACACACACAAAAUCCUAUGAACACUAACAAUGUAGAUACUGAUGAAACUCCCAACAGCUCAGAGAGGUCAAAACAAGCCAUGGUAGAACUACCAGCCAUGGUAGAUAACCUUACAUUGACUGACAAAAUAUCUCCAACCAAAGGUCCAGGUUGUGAAAAAAUAUUUCCAGAUGCUGUCUUAGCGGGUAAUGUUGAAGAGUUGUCAACAAGACCGACUGAAUGCACUCCCAGACCUGGUUCUACUCCAGCGUUGGAGGAGGACCUGCCUCUGACCCCAAGUCCCUUUGUCACUGGUAGGACGCACUCGCGGCUGAGUCGCUGCUCGGUCAUUAGCGGCAAGACCCCCGAAAGCCUCCUCUCCACCUCCUCGCUGUUUGAGCAGACCUUGCCUACGCCGACACGCACACGCCGCCAAAACAUCAAGUCGCAAGGCAGCGACAACGUCUUUUACGACACGCCAUGCGGGCGUAGUCGCACCCCAGUCUUUUCUGGAAACGGGACAGGUAGUACUUCUGGGGACUCAUUUGUCAUCUACGAGAGCCAAGAGCCUCAAUCUAGCACUCUCAGAGCCGAUAGAGGUCAAUGGUCAUAUGUCAGUGCCAGCCAAGCGGACACCCUCAUCAUCGCCAAGGACGACAGAGGUCAUGGAUCUUGUGUUAGUGCCAGCCAAGCGGACACCCUCAUCAUCGCCAAGGACGACAGAGGUGAGGGAUCUUGUGUUAGUGCCAGCCAAGCGGACACCCUCAUCAUCGCCAAGGACGACAGAGGUGAGGGAUCUUGUGUUAGUGCCAGCCAAGCGGACACCCUCAUCUCUAAAACCAUGGCUGACACAGUCAUCGUAACUCCAAGUUUAGCUGACAAAUUCUCUUUACUGGAUAAUUACUUUACUUUAAAAAAUCCUCACAAAGAGACUUUACCCACUUAUCUGAGAAAAGACGUUCUUGAAAGUGGUGAAUUUCUAACCGACGAUUUGUCCAGCUCCAGUGAUGCAGUGACCAAGGAGGGGACAGUUGGUAGCUUUGGACCAAGAGUGGAGGAAUCCUGGACCACAGAGGAGGCCGACUCAAGCUCAUCUUUGUCAAGUUCCCAGACUCCAUCUUCAUCCAGCUCCAGUUACUUCUCUCCAAAAAGAGAUCAGCCCCCAUCGACCCCAGGCACUACCCCGCGCUACAGCAUGAGUCGACUCUCCCGCGUCCACAAGCCCCAGCGGCUGGCCAGCCUCUCCUACACCCCAGGCGGACGUCCUGUGAUACCAGACCAGGAGGAACCGGUGGAGUACCUCUACACGGACACGGAGCAGGGUCACGAACUGAUCGAGACCCACGUCCCACCUGCGGCCAACACCUCGCUCAGCUCCAGCAUGAGCACGUCCAGCGGCGAGGACACAGUGCUGUACGACUGGCGCUCCCUGCAGGGUGGUGGAGGAACGGAGGCCAAAGGGAAGGAGAACCAGGAGCCCGUGGUGGCUCGGGAGUGGUCAGAGACCAAAUGCCUGACGGACAAGGAGCUGAGACGCAGGCUUGUGGAGAUGGGAGAGAGUCCGGGACCCAUAAGUCACCGCACCCGGCCAGUGUACAUGAAGAGGCUAAGGCGGCUGUUGCUGGAGCCGGACACUCAACAACAACUGCCGGACCAACCCCGAGGUCCUGCGCAGGGACACAGUCCAGAGCUGUGUGUGGCCCUGCGGACGUUGGUGCUGCCCGACUGCCAGGACGACGAGCUGGCGCUGUGCCAGCAGUUUGACCAACCAGACCAGAACAGGAAGUGGCGGGAGGGCGUCAUCAAGUCCAGCUUCAACUACCUGCUACUGGACCCCAGAGUAACAAAGAACCUCCCGUAUCGGAGUCAUUCCAUGAGCCCUAUAGAUUGUUUUCAGACUUUCAUCAGCGCUAUAUUCUACGUGGGCAAAGGCAAACGCUCCCGACCCUACAGCCAUCUGUACGAGGCUCUAGACUACCACCGAGGAGAUAAGACUUCUAAGAAACUGUGCUCCAAGGUGCAGCACAUCCUCCAGGUUUGGAAGGCCGAGCAGGGGGUGAUCUCUCUGCACUGCUUCCAGAACGUCAUCCCCGUGGAGGCCUACACGCGUGAGGCCGUCAUGGUGGACGCCAUUGGGUUGAAGAUGCUGACCAACCAGAAGCGAGGGGACUACUACGGGGUGGUGUCCACGUGGCAGUUGAAGAGGAAGAGGGAGCUGGGGGUGCACCUGCUCUACAGGGCCAUGCAGAUCUUCCUGGCUGAGGGAGAGAGGCAGCUCAGACCUCCUGAUAUCAGGGUGGGACAGUAGUGCCCCCCAGUGGGUAGAGUUGGGUACUGCACCAACAGAAAAUGAAAGCAUUUAUUGAACAAGGUGUUGACUAGUUUACUCCAUUCAGACGAAACUUGGGCUUAAAGGUCCAUUGCAGCUGUUUUUAUCUCAAUAUCAAAUCAUUUCUGAGUAAUAAUUAAGUACCUUUAUUAUGAUUUGUUUUCAAUUAAAAUUGUUAAAAAAGGAACAAAAAUAACUUCUUAGACAAAGAGCAAUUUCUCAAGCAAGAAUUUUGAUAGGACUGUCUAGGAGUGGUCUGAGUGGGGAGAGGAACAUUGAAAAUGUUCAAAUUUACAGCUUGUUGAUGCCUGUUGAUGUUACCAAAACUCCAUCCCACCAAAACAGGCUGACAUUUCAGACGGUCGAUUUCAAACAGCUCUUACACUAAAAGGGUAUUAUCAUAAUUUUCACAAUAUUAUUUCAAGCUCAUAGUGUGGGAAGUUAAUAAAACACAGGGAAACCACAUUUUUGACUGUACUGGGCCUUUUAAAGUGUAAAUGUUUUACUUAUUGAUGUAGAAAGAUUGGCUUGUUGGAACACGGGACCAAGAUAUAGGUUAUUUUUCUAUACAUUUUUUUGUGUCCAUGUCAUACCUAGGCUCAACCAGAUUCACCUUGGAGCUCUAAUGGUUGUCAUUUCACCUUUCUGUCAGUUCUCCAAUCUCCUCACCUCCUUCUCUAAUCCCAUCUCCUCGCCUCCUUCUCUAAUCCCAUCUCCUCGCUUCCUUCUCUAAUCUCAUCUCCUCGCCUCCUUCUCUAAUCCCAUCUCCUCGCUUCCUUCUCUAAUCUCAUCUCCUCGCCUCCUUCUCUAAUCCCAUCUCCUCACCUUCUUCUCAACCUCAUUGGAAGAGAAAUUCCAAGGUCCCGCCUGUCGGACCUUCUUCUCAACCUCAUUGGAAGAGAAGUUCCAAGGUCCCGCCUGUCGGACCUUCUUCUCAACCUCAUUGGAAGAGAAAUUCCAAGGUCCCGCCUGUCGGACCUUCUUCUCAACCUCAUUGGAAGAGAAAUUCCAAGGUCCCGCCUGUCGGUCCUUCUUCUCCAAUAUGUUUUUAGAAGGAGCCGAAGAGAAAGGUGAUGAAUUGAGAAAGAGACAGAAUGAGUCAUUGGAAGAAAGACUGAUAUUGAAAGCUUGUUCACUUACCUUAGCAUCAGUUAUAUAUGUACGUCCAUUAAAUAUGAUGCAGAUACAUGUAUUUCUUUAGCAGGAAAACCAUUAGGCUUGUAUUGUUAGUAGUAUGAUCAUUAUGUAUGUAUUUGUAGAUAAAGUCUACCACCAGAAUGAAAGCACUAAAGGAAAAAUAAUCGUGUCACAACCAAUGUAUGUCUAUGGUCAAAACACUGGGUGGAAGGAAAAACACUUUUACACACGUUUCGAGGAUUUCGUUAUUUACCUCGGUCAAAUCAAUUACAGAUUAACUUGAUUUAACUAUUCCCCCUUUUAACAAGUGAUCUGAUAAAUGCAUAGUUAAAAUGAAGUUUCCAAACAAAUGUCAAUAUCAUUAGCUAUAUGCCUAUGCUGGUUGUGCUAUGUCAAACUGGCAGAAGUUUACGUGUUCGAAUCAUCUCAUCCACAGAAUCUUUCAACUGUCUAUAGACUAUUUCGUCAAUGUAGCAUUCUUUUUCUUCGUUGUGUGUUAGGAUGUUCUUAUAAAAACCAAAA